AUGGCCAGAACCAAGCAGACGGCCCGUAAAUCCACCGGAGGCAAAGCCCCCAGGAAGCAGCUGGCCACCAAGGCUGCCCGGAAGAGCGCCCCGGCCACCGGCGGCGUGAAGAAGCCUCACCGUUACCGGCCCGGUACCGUGGCUCUGAGAGAGAUCCGUCGCUACCAGAAAUCCACCGAGCUGCUGAUCCGCAAGCUGCCCUUCCAGCGCCUGGUCCGAGAGAUCGCUCAGGACUUCAAGACCGACCUGCGCUUCCAGAGCUCCGCUGUCAUGGCUCUGCAGGAGUCCAGCGAGGCUUACCUGGUCGGCCUCUUUGAGGACACCAACCUGUGCGCCAUCCACGCCAAGAGGGUCACCAUCAUGCCCAAAGACAUCCAGCUGGCCCGCAGGAUCCGUGGAGAGAGAGCUUAGACUGUCUGCUGCUCCAAAACAACCACAAAGGCUCUUUUAAGA
Messenger RNA from Centropristis striata (black sea bass), 453 nucleotides. RefSeq names its product histone H3. Gene Ontology annotation, molecular function: structural constituent of chromatin; protein heterodimerization activity; DNA binding. The coding region runs from base 1 to 411 and encodes 136 amino acids. NCBI's taxonomy places the organism in Eukaryota, Metazoa, Chordata, Actinopteri, Perciformes, Serranidae. Gene Ontology annotation, cellular component: nucleosome. The record is from RefSeq and is a predicted model, not a curated record. The transcript has a single exon.